UUGUAAACUAAUGGCGGCGAAGGGCACCAACAAUGGGGUGAACAUGUUUUGAUGAUAACUUGUAUACAAAUGGAUACGCAGAAUUCCCCCAGUCCUUCGCAGUUUAAAUUAUACUUUCAUGCAGCUCAAUUUACUAUACUUGGAUCAUGACUAUAAAACGAAAAGAUUUUCAAAAGGCUGCUGCCUUUUUACAUGAAUUUCUCCUGAAGCUGAAUGAGGAAUCAGAAUGUGCAGAACUCAGGGAUGUUCUAAAUUUAGCACUGCUACAGUUACAGAAAUACUAUCGCCAGCUGCAGAAUCGAUCACAAGACAAAAAUGUAACAACUUUAUCACUAACUGCAAGGGGAUUAAGUCCCAUGACACCGUUUGUGGAUGCACCAGACAAAUUUCAAUGGAAAUGGCUAAACUUAGACAGUAUAAAAAAUAUAACUGGUGUAAGGACAGACGAAAGUAUGAACAUAACUGUGUUACCUCCCCUGAUUGAUGCUACAAAACAAGGAGAUUAUCACACUGUAAAAGAAUUGAUAGCUGAUGAUCCAUCACAUGUUGAGGAAAGAGAUGGCACUGGACGUACACCUUUAUAUUAUGCUAUACAUUUUAAACACAUGGAAAUUUUACAUCACUUAUUGGAAAAUAGCUGUGAAGUAAACACUUCAGCACAUGAUGGAUCAACUGCCUUACACCAAGCUUGCCAUGAUAGUAAUCAUGUAGGACUAAGUUUGUUGCUUCAGUGUGGGGGAGAUUUUACUAUCCAAGAUACACAAGGGAGAGCACCCAUACAUUGGGCAGUAACUACAAAGACAACAGAAUGUCUUAAGUAUUUGAUAGCCAACCAGGCAGAUGUCAAUGUAAGAGACAAAGAUGGAUUGACACCAUGUAUGUGGGCAUGUCGUCUGGAUCAUAUUAAACAUUUUGAACUAUUGACCUCAUCAAGAUCCUUCCGCCCAGAGGAACAUGAUGGAAUUGAACGAGAUAAUGGUGGAAGGACUUGGAUGCAUUGGUCUAUUAGAAGAACAGAACCUCUGGAAUGUUUACAGACUUUACUGACAGCAGAAACAGCCACUAUACAAGAUGAAGAUGGCAAAACAGUAUUACUGCUAGCUGCUGAAAUGGGUUCCCUGUUAGCUUGCAAGAUAAUAGUUGAGAUUGGAGGCUAUAAUCGUGUGCACGACAGAGAUAAUCAAGAUAGAACUGUGUUACAUUUGGCAGCCAUUGGUGGUCAUGGUGACGUCGUUAAUUAUCUGUUGGACAAGGGAGCUGAACUGGAGGCGAGGGAUAAGUUCAACAUUUCGCCAUGGGACUACGCCAAGAAUAAACAGUUACAUUAUUGUCAGUUGAUUAUAAUGUCACAUCAGAGACAGAGAUUAAAAAGUAAUCCCACAAGUCCUCUACCUAAUGGCCUCGGUCUGAGUCUUGGCAGUUUAAACGGGUACAUGAACGGUGAUGAUUAUGAUCACAUGAUUAAUACUCAAGACAGUUUUGAUAAUAUGCCAAUUACUCCACCUCAUCCUCCCAAACGACCAAGGACAGGGAGACAUCCAAUCAGAAGAUCCCAUAGUUUGACUUCUCCUGACAGAGGGCGCUCUUACAUUCCAGCAGACCAAGAAAGACUUAUUAUAAGUGCUGGUGGAGAUCUCCAACAAGGGAGAUCAUCCUUAACAAGUGACAGACCUAACUCCUAUUCUAAUAGAGAACAGUAUACAAGAAGGGAACCAGGGAGAGAAACAGGGAGAACAAAUGAAAGAAUAGAGGUUUCAUUAAAUCCCAGGCAAACCUCUGCAGAUGGCAGAAUACCUAGUGAACAUAGAAGGAGAGAUGAUAACAGAUUUGACCAUCCAAAUGGUCAUAGGCGGUCAGAUGAUAAUAGAUUUGACCAUCCCAAUGAUCAUAGACGGACAGAAGAUAACAGAUUUGACCAUUCAAAUGAUCAUAGGCGGCAGGAAGAUAAUAGAUUUGCCCAUCCAAAUGAUCAUAGGCAGACAGAAGAUAACAGAUUUGAACAUCCCAAUGAUCAUAGGCGGACAGAAGACAAUAGAUUUGACAAUCCCAAUGAUCAUAGGCGGACAGAAGACAAUAGAGUUGAUCCUCGAAGUGAUGAUCGAUUACACCAUUCGAACAAUAGAUUUGAAUCUUCUAGAGACAAUAGGUUUAAUUCUGAAGAAGGAUUAGACUCAGCAGAUGGUCGUUUUAAUUCAACUGUUGAUAGUGGAUUUCAUUCAAACGUUAAUAGACGAUUAAAUUCCACUGGGGAUGGACAUGACGACCGGAGAUUUAAUUCUGAAUAUGAAGUGCUAGACCGACCUAAUGAUGUCGAUAUGGAAGAUGAUAAUAGAUCCAAUCCAGACGAUGACAUUGAUAAUGUCAGUGUUGGUGGAAUGGAUGUAUCAGAUAUCGAGGAUGAUGAGAGAGGUCCUCCCAUGACAUCACGGAGGUCAGAUACGAGGUCAGACACAAGUGGGUCAGUGCACCAUCCUCGGCCACCACCUAGAAAAAAUCAACAGAAAUCCUAUGCACAGCCUUUGGAGCCUCCAUACAGACAGCAAAGCUCAUCACAAGAUUAUAACGAGUACCCAGAUGAUAGAAGGGAUAAUUUCCGUCAAAAUGACGUUUUAAGUCGUUCUGACGGAUUCCCAAAUAGCCGACAGGAUAAUUUUCCUAAAAAUAGAUCAAUGGAGUUCCCUGGCAACAAAUCUAUGCAACCAAUGCCUCCUUCAAAAUUUAACCAAAGAGUUAUUUCCCCUAAUUUCAAUCCUCCAUCGAACAGUAAUACUGACAACUUUCCGCCAGGGAAACCUAGGCCAGCACCAAGGCAACCAAGUAUGCCUAAGCCACGCCCACCUCCACGAAGAACGCCGUCCCCCACACAGCCUGGAUCUAGGGAUCAGAUAUACAGUCCACCACUGUCCAGUCAGAGCAAUGACUUACCUAUACAGAAACCAUCCCCUCCACCUCCAAUAGAUUCAAACAGACCUGAUUCUGGCUCUAAACCUCCAGGUGUUGUAGAAGGAAGACGUAUACCACCACCUAUGUUAAUGCCAUUAGAAAAUGCACCAAAACCUCCAAUGCUAAGUAUCCUCGAUAGAAAGACAGAAAAGAGGAAGAAGAGAAGAAAAAAGAAAGAAAGGGAUCAAGAAAGGGAGAGGGAACGAGAUUUGGAUCUGAAAUCUCCACCAAUGGAUAUUGAACCUCCCAGGGGAUAUGCUGCCCCACUCCAUCCACCCCCCUCAGCAACAUCCCGACCUCCAAGGGCACAGUCUGGUGUUCCUGCUCCAAAGUUCUCCAAACAACCACCUCAGAGGCAUGAACAAAGAUUGGUUUAUGAGAGCAUGGAUGAAGAAAUAAAAGAUGACUUCGAACCACCAAAAAUAAAUGGCCAUGCUGUUCCAAUAAAAGAAGGUCCUCCAAAAUCUGGAAAGCCUGUCCACCGUACACAGUCAUUGGAGAGUGAAGAUUUAGAAAUGGAAUUGAUUGGCCAGUCUUAUGAUACAAUUAAUGAAGAAGAUGAUCAAGCUGGGCCAUUGAUACCUCCUCCUAAAGGAUUUGGUACUCCAUCUAAAUCUCCAUCGGGGAGACCACUCUCACAUUCUAUUCCACAGGACAACAGAACAGCAAGAAUGACUCCUACAAGUGCUAAACCUCCACUUCCGCAGUCUGGUAGAUCCAGUGGACAGUCAGGCCGUACCAGUGCAUCGUACCGAAGGAAAAGUCCUUCACCUCAUCGGAGAUCACGCCCACCUACAGGGGGACGUUCUAGCAGUACUUCAUCAUAGUUUUAUAAUUAGUUUUUAUAUUCCGUCCAUAUUACAAUGACUAGUCUGUAUAUGUUAUUUAUUUAUUUGUGUAUUACAGAAUAUUGGAAUUUCCUAUUGAAAUUCUUAAAAAAACUUAUUUAUUUAGUUAGCAUUUUCUUCACAAAGUUUAAUAAAGUUUUAAAUCUACAUUCAGUUGUAACUAACCCAUGGUUCCACUAGAACUUAGAAAAGAAAUUAAGAAAAUGUGAAACCAAUUAAGGUUUCUUUUUUAAAGAAAUAACUGGAUUGUUUCCCUUUAGAUUAAUGGAAUUAGAUGGUAGUUGCAUCAUCAAAAUGAUGAUAGAAAAUAGGAGUUUUAAAAUUAAAGGAUUGUUUGUCCCUCUGUUUCAAAAUAACAAUCUGUUUUUUUAAGACUAUGAUAAAUUGAGAGUUUGUAGACAACAAAUUUAAAAAGAAAACAUGUCCUUGUUUUUUAGAUAUAAUUCUAGGCACAUUUAGUCUUUCAAAAAGUAAGAAAAAAAAGGCCAGGAGGUUAUUACAUUUUUGGGGGGGAUAUGACCUUUAUUGGGACCCUGGGAUCAGGUGUUUUUAAGCUCGGGAUUUCGGAAUUGACCCUUUCGGGAUCUGUGAAUUCUAUUUUUCGAUUUUUCGGGACCUCAGGAUUUCAUAUUCUUAAGCCUGGGAUUUCAGGAUUUUUGGAUUUUAAGCCCAGUAUUCAGUAUCAGGGCCCCUCCUAACCCCCCUCAUUUUUUUAAAACUACAGCUAGGAUUCUGAAUCUGUUUCAAAUCGUUUAAAACAAGAGUAGCAAACAACCCUAAAUAAAAUUAAUUGAUAAAACAAUUAUUUCAUAACUUAAAAAAUAUGAUUAGUGUGAAUUUUGAACUAAAAUAUUGAA
Messenger RNA from Mytilus trossulus (common blue mussel), 4648 nucleotides. RefSeq names its product histone-lysine N-methyltransferase SETD1B-like. The transcript is spliced from 15 exons. Gene Ontology annotation, molecular function: protein binding. Gene Ontology annotation, cellular component: cytoplasm; nucleus. The record is from RefSeq and is a predicted model, not a curated record. The coding region runs from base 147 to 3770 and encodes 1207 amino acids. NCBI's taxonomy places the organism in Eukaryota, Metazoa, Mollusca, Bivalvia, Mytilida, Mytilidae.